Molecule: messenger RNA, 1596 nt
Organism: Alligator mississippiensis (American alligator)
Lineage: Eukaryota; Metazoa; Chordata; Crocodylia; Alligatoridae
Gene: MGAT2
Product: alpha-1,6-mannosyl-glycoprotein 2-beta-N-acetylglucosaminyltransferase
Exons: 1
Coding region: 93-1463 (456 amino acids)
Biological process (GO): protein N-linked glycosylation; oligosaccharide biosynthetic process
Cellular component (GO): Golgi membrane; Golgi stack
Molecular function (GO): alpha-1,6-mannosylglycoprotein 2-beta-N-acetylglucosaminyltransferase activity
Source: RefSeq, a predicted model, not a curated record
GACAGCGCGUCCGCCUCUUCCUCCGCCGCCGCCGCCCGCCGGGGCCCCGCGCCGCCCCGGGCGCCGCCGCCAUGAGGCGCUAGGCCGGGACCAUGCGGCUGCGCGUGCACAAGCGCAAGGUGCUGCUGCUGGCGCUGGCGCUGGCCGCCUGCGCGCUCGCGCUGUGGGGCUCGGCCGGCCGCGCGCCCCGCCGCGACCCCCCGGCCACGGCCACGCGCCGGCCCGGCAGCCCGCCCGCCGUCGCCGCCGCCCUCAACGCCUCCGCCACCUCGGAGCCGGCCGCCGCCAGCGCCCCCGCGCCCGGCCCCGGCCCCGGCCCCGGCCCGGGCCCCACGGGCGGCGUGAACGCGACGUGGCUGCGCGCGCUCGUGUACCGGCGCAACUUCGAGCAGCGCGUGCUGGGCGCGGGCCGGUUCCCGCGCGCCGAGGUGGCGCUGGUGGUGCAGGUGCACGCGCGGGCCGAGCACCUGCGCCUGCUGCUGGGCUCGCUGCGGCGCGCGCGGGGCGUGGAGCGCGCGCUGCUGGUGCUGAGCCACGACGUGUGGUCGGCCGAGCUGGAGGCGCUGGCGCGCGCCGUGGACUUCUGCGCCGUGCUGCAGGUCUUCUUCCCCUUCAGCCUGCAGCUCUACCCCCACGAGUUCCCGGGGCGCGACCCCCGCGACUGCCCCCGCGACCUGGGCGUGGCCGCCGCCCGCCGCACCGGCUGCCUCAACGCCGCCUUCCCCGACGCCUUCGGCCACUACCGCGAGGCGCCCUUCGCCCAGGCCAAGCACCACUGGUGGUGGAAGCUGCACUUCCUGUGGGGCCGCGUGCGCGCCCUGCGCGACCUGCCCGGCCCCGUCGUCUUCCUGGAGGAGGACCACUACGUGGCGCCCGACUUCCUGCACGUGCUGGCCCACCUGCAGGGCCUGCAGCAGCGCCACUGCCCCGACUGCCAGGUGCUGGCGCUGGGCGGCUACGGGCUGCCGGGCCGGCGCCGGGGCGGCGGGGGGGAGGGCGAGGCGGCGGCGGCGUUCGCGGGCCGCGCCGACAAGGUGGAGCUGAAGACGUGGCGCUCCACGGAGCACAACAUGGGCAUGGCCUUCGGGCGGGACAUCUACCAGCAGCUGCGGGCCUGCGCCGACGCCUUCUGCACCUACGACGACUACAACUGGGACUGGACGCUGCAGCACCUGACCGUGGCCUGCCUGCCGCGCUUCUGGAAGGUGCUGGUGCCCGAGGUGCCCCGCGUCUUCCACACUGGCGACGACUGUGGCAUGCACCACAAGCAGGCCUGCCGGCCCGGCGCCCUGGUCGCCAAGGUGGAUGCCCUGCUGGACGCCAACCGGCAGCACCUCUUCCCCGACGCCAUGAGCAUCAGCAAGCGCUACCCGCUGGCCCCUGUUGCCCCCCAUGUCAAGAACGGCGGCUGGGGAGACAUCCGCGACCACGAGCUCUGCAAGAGCUACCACAAGUUGCAGUGAGCUGCUGGGCCGGGGGCCCUCUCGCCUCACCCCUCUUCCUCCUCCCCCCGAGCGGGUCGGACGCUGGAGCGGGUCGGCGCAUUCGUGACCUGGUUUCUGCUUUAAGAAUGAAUAAACGCCCGUGGCAAAGGUG